Neocloeon triangulifer is the source of this 1782-nucleotide messenger RNA. RefSeq names its product PR domain zinc finger protein 5-like. Bases 13 to 1509 code for a protein of 498 amino acids. Gene Ontology annotation, biological process: regulation of transcription by RNA polymerase II. The record is from RefSeq and is a predicted model, not a curated record. Gene Ontology annotation, cellular component: nucleus. The transcript is spliced from 3 exons. NCBI's taxonomy places the organism in Eukaryota, Metazoa, Arthropoda, Insecta, Ephemeroptera, Baetidae. Gene Ontology annotation, molecular function: RNA polymerase II transcription regulatory region sequence-specific DNA binding; DNA-binding transcription factor activity, RNA polymerase II-specific.
CUAAGACGAAAGAUGCGGCCUGAGUUGUGCCGACUUUGCGAGAAGCCGGCGGCCGACGGCGGAUACCGAGCGGCCGAAUUGGACAAGGAGAAGUUGGCCGAGUGGUGUUUGAAUUACUUGGGCACGACUCUGGCCAAGGAGGUCAAGGACGAUGACCUCUUCUGCUACUUUUGUAUUUGGGACGCUAGGAUUCUCUAUGAAAAUGAUACCAGGAUAGUAAACGGCUGUAAUAAUCAAAUAAAUUAUUGCAAAAUUAAAUGGUGGCCCGAACAAGAGACUGGAAAAAGUGCUAAUGACUUGUUUCAAAACUACAAAGCUGGAAAUGUGCAGCAGUGUUGGGUUUCUUUGAAACAAGCAAAAGAUCAGAAAAGAAUAAGAAGUUAUAAUACUGGAAAAAAGGAUAGUACAGAAAUAUUCAGAACAUGCUGUUAUUGUGGCAAAGAUAUUCCAGCAAAAAGCUGGAAGACACACAUGAAAAAAAAGCAUGCUGACAUUUCAAUAAGAUGCAAUUUUUCUUCUAUGUGUUGUAUGUACUUUCACAAUGUUGAGGAGAGGGACGCUCACGUAAAGGAAAUUCAUUUUAAGCCGAAAAAUGAAGUUCUUUACGAUUGCAUGUAUUGUCCUUUAAAACAAUUAAAAGUGUGGACUUACAAAAAGCAUUUAAAAUCGAAGCAUCGUGAUGUUGCAAUAAGGUGUAGCUUUCGUUGGUGCCACAGAUAUUUUAAAAGUCGGGAUGAUAUGAACGCGCACUUGGAGACGUACCACAAAAGCCGAGAAGAGAAUAAAAAGUUCAAGUGCUCAUUUUGCAAUUAUAAAGCUCAUAGCAGGCCUGCAGUUGCACAACAUGAAUUCAAGAACCAUAAAAAAGGAGAGAAAAAUUUUAAAUGCUCCAAUUGUGCAGAAAAAUUUUCAUGUAAGAUGAGUAGAAAACAACAUAUGUAUAGCGCACACAUUUUGAGAGCGUGCCCUGCUUGUGAUUUGCAAAUUCAGGCAUCAAAAUUUAAUCAGCACUUCAAAAAAAAUUCGUGCAGAACAUGCCAAACUGAAUUUGACUGUUGGGGUUUGUGCAGAAAGCAUGAGAGAAAAUGCAAACCUAAAUUCCAAUGUGAAAUUUGCUCAAAGGUUUUCAGGAUAAAAAGUGACUUGGCCUAUCACAUGAUCAGUAAUCAUUUAAUUCAAAAAAAGAAAGGUGUAAAAAGUAGAAAAACUGUUAAUUUGCCUUCAAUGAAACUUCAAUUGGCAAAAAGACCAAAAUUUAAGUGUGCUCAUUGUAGCAUGGAAUUUCUGCAUAGAGCAAAUCUUCGGAGACACUUGGCCACAGUGCACAACCUUAUAGACAAGCAGCAUUCGUGCAUACAAUGCUUAGAAAUUUUUUACUUUGCUUCUGAAUUGAGAGUGCACAUGAACGUAGCACACUCGAAGGAGAUGACAAGAUGUAAAAUUUGUAAAUUUUCUACAAAAUCGUAUUCCAUAAAGCAACAUAUGAUUAGAGCACACUUAAUAGCGUAGCACAUUUGAUGAACAAUUGUUGAUAAAUAUCAAUGAAUGUAGGAAGUUAAAAAAAAUGUAAAUAUGUAUAAAUCGUAUAAAUAAUUUCUAUCAAAUGUUCACAGAGAAUUACAUCAGCAAAUGUAUUUUUUUCUAUCAAAAAAUAUUGUAUAUAAAUGAUAUUUAAUUGACGUUGCGAAUGAAAUAUAAAUAUUAUAUAAAAUAAAAAUUUAUAAUAAAAAUUUCCAAAGCAUUUAACAUAAUAUAUUGCAUCAAUAAAUAACUGAUAUAAAA